AAAAAUAAAAAAAAUAAAAAACGAAAACAAAAAACAAAAAAUAAAAAUAAAACCCAAGUCCCAUCGUUUUCUUUGAAAAUCUCUUCUGGUGACCGAGAGGUCGUCUUCUCCGGCGAGAGCACCGGGGGUGCGGUCCCGGCAGCGGAACGGGAUUGAAUCUGAGCUCUCUAUCUCUCCCUCUCGCCCCUUCCCACAGCUGUCGGAUCUUCUCCGAGGGUUCGGAUAUCUUCGUGAUGGAGGGACGGAGGGCUGCGAAUUGAGGCAUUGCAUUGCUGCUGCUUCAUGGGGAAUUGCUUCUCUCUCAAUCAGUUGUGCGGCUAUUCGAACGAGAAUUUCGAGACUACUCCUGUUAAAGUUGGAAUUGAAAAACCUGUUGAAACUCUACCUCCUCCUCCUCUGCUUGCCAAAGUAAAGAUAGACAAUUCUGAGGCAAAAACCACUGUCAUUGUGCCGGCAUCUCCCAAAGGUGUGGAAGAGCUAAAGCUGGUUAAUGGUUAUGGGGAUGUCCAUACAUUCACCUACAAUGAGUUGAGACUAGCCACUAAGAAUUUCAGGCCAGAUCUGAUUCUUGGAGAGGGUGGCUUUGGGGUUGUUUAUAAGGGUGUUAUUGAUAACAAUGUCAGGCCAGGUUUCAAGUCCACUGAAGUUGCGGUUAAAGUGCUUGAUCCGGAGGGCUUCCAGGGAGACAGAGAAUGGCUGGCUGAAGUAAAUUAUCUUGGGCAGUUUAGUCAUCCAAAUCUUGUCAAGCUUAUUGGCUUCUGCUGUGAAGAUGAACACAGGCUGCUGGUUUAUGAGUACAUGGCUUGUGGAAGCCUAGAAAAGCAUCUUUUCCGAAGGGUAUGUCUCACAAUGCCAUGGCUUACACGUAUGAAGAUUGCCCUGGGAGCUGCAAAAGGUCUUGCUUGUCUUCAUGGAGCUGAAAGACCAAUUAUCUAUCGUGACUUCAAGACAUCAAAUAUUCUGCUGGAUGCCGAAUAUAAUGCGAAGCUUUCAGAUUUUGGCCUUGCAAAGGAGGGUCCUAUCGGAGAUCAAACCCAUGUUUCUACUCGAGUCAUGGGAACCUUAGGCUAUGCAGCACCUGAGUAUGUGGCGACCGGGCAUCUAACUGCAAUGAGCGAUGUCUAUGGUUUUGGAGUGGUGCUGCUAGAGAUGCUGAUAGGAAGAAAAGCGACUGAUAAGAGCAGGCCAAGCCGAGAACAUAACUUAGUUGAAUGGGCUCGGCCACUACUGAUAAGGCCAAACAAGCUGCUAAGGAUAACCGAUCCGAGAAUGGAAGGCCAGUUCUCAAACAAAAGAAUGCAGAUGGUGGCCAACUUAGCAUACCAAUGCUUGAGUCAUAAUCCCAAAGGCAGGCCUACAAUGAGCGAAGUAGUUAGGAUUCUUGAUCCCUUCAACGACAUGCACAAUGAUGGCGAUGAUGAUAUCUUGGUGCACAGUUCUGGUGGAGCAGUGACCCUUUAUGAAGCCAGCCCCGCUGCUGGUGCUGGUGCUGGUGCUGGUGCAGAGAAUGACAUGAAAAGAAACAAGGCGGCCCCAAACGGUAGAAGCAAAGAGUGAGCCAGCUCUGGACAGCGAGUUUAAAAUAAUCUCAGUGGGAUCUGAUGGAUCUGAUCCACUAGCACAUAGCAGCAGCCGCAACAACGAGCAUAGUACUAAUAAAUAAAACAUGGAUGUAAGAGGUUAAUACAUAAAAAAAACGUAAGGUGUAAGAGGUUAAUACA
Molecule: messenger RNA, 1721 nt
Organism: Dioscorea cayenensis subsp. rotundata (Guinea yam)
Lineage: Eukaryota; Viridiplantae; Streptophyta; Magnoliopsida; Dioscoreales; Dioscoreaceae
Product: probable serine/threonine-protein kinase PBL17
Exons: 6
Coding region: 283-1557 (424 amino acids)
Biological process (GO): protein phosphorylation
Molecular function (GO): protein kinase activity; ATP binding
Source: RefSeq, a predicted model, not a curated record